AUGAUUUCUUUUGGGAGGGGACAGAGUGGUGAAGCACUCAAGAAGGCAGUCGUCGUCAAUCUCGGUGACGACACGGUCAUUUUGCUCGGAACAAAGAAUGGGGAGAUUGGCGUAGAUGUAGCUGAGCCCAAAUUCCCGCUUGCACAAGGAGCUAAGCGGGAAUUUGGGCAGGAGGGGGGCGUAUUGCGCCAGAAGGUCAUCCUCUCCCAGCGCCUGAAGGUUCCCCCCGCCAUCGCUCAGUUCUCUCACACUCUCGACAAGAACACCGCUACGCAGCUCUUCAAGCUCCUGAACAAGUACCGCCCCGAGACCAAGCAGGAGAAGAAGGCGCGUCUUGACGCUGCUGCUGCUGAGGGCAAGGAGGCUCACAAGGACAAGAAACCCCUCUUCGCCAAGUACGGUCUCAACCACUGUGUUGCCCUCAUCGAGGCCAAAAAGGCCGCUCUUGUCGUCAUCGCCUACGAUGUUGACCCCAUCGAGCUCCUCAUCUUCCUUCCCACUCUCUGUCGCAAGAUGGGUGUUCCCUACGUCAUCGUCAAGGGCAAGGCUCGAGAGGUCAAGUCGGAGGAUGAGCGCGAGCUCGCCACCCUCGUCUCUGCCGUCAAGGCUAACUUCUCCGACAAGUACGAGGAGUCCCGCAGGCAGUGGGGUGGAGGUCUUCGUGGCAACAAGUCCAAGGAGAUGCUCCGCAAGCGUGCCAAGGCCUCUGGCUAG
Molecule: messenger RNA, 714 nt
Organism: Stereum hirsutum FP-91666 SS1
Lineage: Eukaryota; Fungi; Basidiomycota; Agaricomycetes; Russulales; Stereaceae
Product: L30e-like protein
Exons: 6
Coding region: 1-714 (237 amino acids)
Source: RefSeq, a predicted model, not a curated record